This is a messenger RNA of Paralichthys olivaceus (Japanese flounder), 3926 nucleotides long. The record is from RefSeq and is a predicted model, not a curated record. NCBI's taxonomy places the organism in Eukaryota, Metazoa, Chordata, Actinopteri, Pleuronectiformes, Paralichthyidae.
CACUACCCGUUGUAUCCUCACUCCAGAACUACAGCACUGAAGCUGGCUGUCUCUCCUAAUUGGACCAGCUAUGGACUCAGGAUAUUUGGCUAUCUGCAUCCAUACACUGAUGGAGAGUUUGUUUUUGCUUUGAGCUCUCAGGACAACUCUGAGUUGUGGCUCAGCACAGAUGACUCCCCCCUCAAUGUGCAGUUACUGGGAUGGGUUGGAAAGACUGGCACAGAGUGGACCGCCCCUGGCGAGUUUGAGAAAUACGCUAGUCAGAUAUCCAGACCAGUUAGGCUUUCUGCAGAGAGGAAGUACUUUUUCGAACUUCUACACAAGCAGGACCAUGAAGGGACAGACCAUGUGGAGGUGGCAUGGCAGCUCCAGGACGAAGGCUCCAGAUUCACAGUUAUUGCAUCCAAGGACAUCUCUCUCUAUGUUGAUGAGUCUGCUCUGGUAGCAGGUGAUGUUGCUCACGUACCUCAGACAGCUGCGAGCCACCAAAACACGAGACAGAGCAGCUCCACAGUCGACAUGUUGAUGGAAGACCCACGAGAUGUUCUCUACCAAGUGCCUUUGAUAAACAGCAAGUUCCUACAAGAUAUUUUGCCUGUCUGCGACUACAAACCCAGCUACACAAUCAAAGGCAUUCAUCUAGACCGCUAUCAAGGACUGAAUUAUGUCAAAUCAUCCUACAUCUACCCCAAUGACCACACCCGACUCGCACACAUGGAGUCUGAGAAAAGCUGCUUCUACCCCCAGAGCCCUGACAUCAUGAAGAAGUCCAAUUUCUCUAGAUACAUGAAACUAGACAGUCCUGACCUGCAGGAUCAAGAAAACACAGACAGAAAUUAUAGCUUCAUGUGGGAGAAAUCUGUCCGAAAUGAGAAGGAAGCCAAGCCAGACCAGAAAAGCAACACAAUUUUCCCAGACUAUGGAACAGAUUAUGAGAGUUAUGCUGAGAAAUUAAAGAACAUACUCCACUCGUUACCUGUGCAGGAAGAUGACACAAAGCCUCUUCCUCAGACUGAGUCAAGGAAACCAGACGAGCUUGUGUCGUCAGAGAAGAUCCAACAGGGGACCAAGCAGCAGAACAUUGCUAAAAAAACACAGAAGGUCCCGCGGGAAGCUAAGGAUAAGAAGGUUGAGAAAAAUGUUGACUAUGACCCUGUGGUGAACUGGAGGCAGACCUUCCAGAUCAACUACCUGGACUUCCGGGCACACACCUCAGAUGCAAUGCAACUGAAAUGCAAAAUUUCUGGCAGUCUGCUGAUCAACUCCAGUGAUGUCCUGCCAGUGGUGAAUGCUUUCAUAGACAAACUCAACAACAAACAUAAUGGACAGUUCACAUUAGUGCGAGUGGUUAACGUGGUGAAGCGUGUGGACAUCGUCAAAGGAAGCCGUUACCUCCUGGAGCUGCUACUGAAAGACAUUAACGGCCGGCUGCUGCGUCUGUCACAAUAUGUCUACGCUUUGAUUCCACAACCUGAGCUGGUGCUGUGUAACCCAGUGGGCUUCAGCUGGAAUCCUCUUGCCACCGUCCACAUCAUAGUGCCAGUGAAAAACCAGGCUCGGUGGGUUUACCAGCUGAUUUUGGAAAUGGAGAAAGUGUUCAAAGAAACUGGAGACACCAACUUCAACCUCAUCAUCACUGACUACGAAAGCACUGACAUGGACGUGGAGAAGGCUCUAAAGAGCUCGUCACUCCACAGGUACCAGUAUCUGAAGCUGAGUGGAARCUUCCAGCGCUCUGCUGGUCUGCAAGCAGGAGUCGACCUCAUAGAAGACAAACACAGCAUAGUGUUUCUGUGUGACCUCCACCUCCAAUUCCCUACCUCUAUGAUCGACAGCAUCAGGAAACACUGUGUGGAGGGAUACAUGGCCUAUACUCCCAUAGUCAUGAGACUGGACUGUGGGGCUACACCACUGGAGGCCAGAGGUUUCUGGGAGGUGGAGGGCUUUGGCCUGCUUGGAAUCUAUAAGUCUGAUCUGGAUGCAGUGGGAGGAAUGAACACCAAAGAAUUUACAGACCGCUGGGGAGGGGAAGACUGGGAACUACUCGACAGGGUCAUUAAGUCAGGGAUGGAAGUGGAUAGGGUCUACUUGAGGAACUUCUUCCACUACUUUCACUCCAAACGUGGCAUGUGGAACCGGCAGUUUACACCCGACAAGUAAACUUACCAUCUGUCACAGCACAAUGACAUUACCACAGUCACAACCAGAGCAAAGGACAGAUAAUGGUUACUACUUCUGACUGACAGAGAUUAACACAAUAUGAUGGAAUUGGGGCUGAAUACUGUCUAAAGCUUUGCAGAACAACACCGAGUACAACCCAGAGUAUAUUUACCUGGAAGUACUACCCACUACUGAGACGAUACACACUGAUGCUGAUGAGUGCCACUGACUAUUUGAUAUUGUACAUGAACAUACUGCCAUGUUCCAUGUUUGUCACUUUGUUUGUUUAUCUGCAUUAUACUCACUGCCAAGAUCGAAACCUCAAUGAAAUGGCGGUGCACACUACGAGGAUGUUUAAACACAAGUGUCCCAUAUCUUGAUGCACAUGAGUUUUAAAUGUUUUGUUUGUGACAAAAUUAAAUAUACUGUAUGUAUAUGAUUCAAGAUUCUCUAUCGGAUAAACACAGAGUUCAUGUUGUUGAUUUUAUCUGUUUUUGUUAUUUUCAGAAAAGUGAUAAAAGUGUAUCUCAACAUUUAAGAUGAGAAAUAUAUUUGUAUCACAAACAUGAAACUGAUCAAAUUCAUAGUACACUUGGCCAAUAUUUGUUCGUAUGCUGCCUAUUCUGUCCAAUGCCACUUUCCAAAGAUCAUAGUUGAAUGUGGAGUUUUGCAGAAAAGCCAUAAAUCAGGGUUUUGUUUUUGACAUUCAUUCUUCAGGUCCUUGAUUUUACUAAUGUUAAGCUGCAGGUGACUUCUGCCACACCAUCCUACAAAACUCCCUACCAGGUCUCCAUACCGCUCUUUGUCCUCUGAGAUACAGUCAUCAGAGAACUUUUGUGGAUGGCAUGUUCCUGUGUUGUAUCAGAACUCAAAGCUGUAAAGGCUGAACAGUGAUGAUGACAGGAGUGGGGUGUCCCAGGAUCAGUCCUGCAGCCUGACACACUGAGGCCUGUCUGUGAUGUAGUCUGAUCCAUGACAGAGGGUCCCGGUCCAUCUGCAUCACAGAGAGCUCAUGGGCCAGCCUGUGUCACUGAACAGUGUCAAACACCGGAGAAGUUAAAGAACAUAAUCCUCAAGGUGCUCUGUGACUUCUCCAGGUGUGUGUAUGCUCUGUGAAGCAGGUAAAUAAGGGCAUUAUUGAACUCAAUGUCAGUUGGGUAUGCAAACUUUGAUGCUAUACGAGUUAACGUCUGACUUCUUGUACAGUUCAGUGGUUUCUUCUCUCAGGGAUACAGUUUUCAAUUUCAGGUUGUUUGACAAAUCUGGGGAGUCAAUACAUUUCCCUGAAUAAAAUGCCAACCUUGCCUUUGCUUUCAUUACGUCCUGUUUUCUAUUUUGAAUUGCUGCCUGUUAACGUUCACUAAUUUAAUUUCUAACUGAAAUUAUAACACUGAGAUAUUCUGGCUAUUUUUGUCUACAGAUAAAAAACUAAGUAAAAGUUUUACAAUUUGUAAAAAAGCAUUGCAUUUGUAUGUCACCAUUAUUGGGUUUCAAUCUCAAUUUUUUAAAUUUCUGCAUGUUCUGACUUUAAUUGAUUAAGAGACACAGGGGCAUUGCAAUGAGGUAGGCAAAGCAAGCAACUGCCUAUAGGACCCUGAGUUGAGAAGAGGCCUCUGGGAACUGCUGACUACAUUAGUCCACCAAGACAAGAGAGAACCCUGUUCAAGAGCCUGCAACAUCACUAAUUGCAGAUGUUUGGUUGAAGGCUACAAUUUCAAAAUGACUGACAUUGUGAUUUCUCCUUAUGGUGUCAGCUUUCUCUGUAU